AUGUCUCCUUCUUCCGAUGUUACUGAAACUCCCACUCCCACCCACAACUCUUCAUCCACAACAACAGGCAGUGGAAAUACCAUCGAUUCCACACAUCCCUUCUUUCUUCAUGCAUUUGAUGCACCAGGGAUGAUACUUGUCAACAUACCAUUUGAUGGUCGAGGUUAUGCCGGAUGGAGCAGAUCUAUCUUGAUUUCACUAUCAGCCAAGAAUAAGUUGGGUUUUAUUGAUGGAUCAUGCCUUAUGCCAACCCCAACUGAUCCUACUUUUCAAACCUGGAGCAGAUGUAACCAUAUGGUUACAUCAUGGUUGUUAAAUUCUUUGACCAAAGUAAUUGCUGACAGUGUCCUCUAUUCAAAAACAGCUAAGGAUCUAUGGCUGGAUCUGGAGCACGGCAACUGUGAAUGUGGUGGUAAGAAGAAAAUGCAGCAAUUUAAGGAAGAUGAAAGGCUCAUUCAAUUCCUCAUGGGAUUGAAUGAGACCUAUAGACAGGUUAGAAGCAACAUUCUCAUGAUCAAACAAUUACCCUCAGUCAAUCAAGCAUAUUCUCUUCUCAUGCAAGAUGAGAAUCAGAGGGAAAUUCAUGUCAAUCCUCAUUUCCCAACAGAUGGUUCUUCAUUCAUGGUGAGAAAUCAAGCUUCUCAGAACCAUCAGACCUCUAUUGGUUCUCAAUUUUACACUCAACAGAAGGCUAGAAACAAUUCCUACAAAGGGAACUCUGGAUAUAAAGGGAAGAAGAAUGCACAGAUGUGUUCUUAUUGCAAGAUGACUAAUCACACAAUUGAAAACUGUUAUAGACUUAUAGGUUUCCCUGCUGAUUUUAAAUUUACUAAAAGCAAGAAGAUGCAACAUACUGCAAAAGGAAAUUCAGCUGCUGCAAUAGAGGAUACAUGA
Molecule: messenger RNA, 894 nt
Organism: Nicotiana attenuata
Lineage: Eukaryota; Viridiplantae; Streptophyta; Magnoliopsida; Solanales; Solanaceae
Exons: 2
Coding region: 1-894 (297 amino acids)
Source: RefSeq, a predicted model, not a curated record